AGGAAAAGUGGUAGCUCGUCGGCAUCAUGAGCACGAUCCAUCAUGAUCGGAAGGCGAGCUGCAGGCCGGAGAAGGAGGAGGUGAAAGAAGUCCCCAUCCAAGAAGAAGGUGGCUUAUUUUCUUCCAUACCGAUGGUGCAGCACCAAAACUUCUGGCUCAGUCCUAAGCUCCUCGAGAGCAUCGAGCUCGUGCAGGAGCAGUUCGUGCCGCGGGCCGACGACAUCAUCCUCGCCACCUUCCCCAAGUGCGGCACCACCUGGCUGAAGGCACUCACCUUCGCGAUCACCAACCGCUCCCGCCACGCGUUAGCUCAUGAUCAUCCCCUGCUCACUCGCCACCCUCAGGACGCCGUGCCGUUCCUCGAGCUGCCCGACCGGCAGAUCCAUCCUGUCGCCGACCUCGAAGCCAUCCCCUCGCCGAGGCUCCUCGCCACCCACAUUCCUUUCUCGCUGCUGCCGGCAUCGGUGACCGCCGCCGGCUCACGGGUCGUCUACAUGUGCCGUGAGCCCAAGGACGUGUUCGUGUCCAAAUGGCAUUUCGAGAAUCGGGUCUCUGAGAAGCUCUUCGUCGACCUUGGUUUGGCUUUCCACUUGUUUUGCGAGGGGGUCUCUGUUUUGGGACCCGUUUGGAACCACUACCUCGAGUAUUGGAAUGAGAGCAAGGCAAGGCCGGACAAGGUUCUCUUCUUGAAGUAUGAGGAGAUGAUGGCAGAUCCUGUAAAGGAAGUGAAGAGGCUCGCUGAGUUCAUCGGUGCUCCGUUUACCGACGCCGAGGAGAGGAGUGGUGUCGUCGAUGAAGUGGUUAGGCUGUGCAGCUUCGAGCAUUUAACGAGCCUGGAGGUCAACUCUACUGGAGUUGCCGAUCGGAUUGGUGGGUUCCCGAUGGAGAAUUCUACGUAUUUCAGGCGUGGCAAGGUGGGAGACUGGCCGAACCACCUGAGUGCUGAGAUGGCACAACAGUUGGACAGUGUUGUGCAAGAGAAGCUGAAAGGCACUGGCCUCACCUUCUGAUUUCCAUUGCUCCCAUCACCCUUGUUUUAUUCCGUUACAGUUCGGGGUUUCAGUCAACCUCUGCGCACAACUAUAUGCCAGAUUGAAUAAUUCUAAACUCGUUUGGUCAUGUUAUCUUUUAUCUAUGUUAAUGUAAGUAUGCACUUCUCUGGAAUUUAUUUACUGAAUCUGACUGCUAUGUUGUAAAAGAACAGUUUACAGUACAGUAAUAUAG
Molecule: messenger RNA, 1224 nt
Organism: Setaria italica (foxtail millet)
Lineage: Eukaryota; Viridiplantae; Streptophyta; Magnoliopsida; Poales; Poaceae
Product: cytosolic sulfotransferase 18
Exons: 1
Coding region: 27-1010 (327 amino acids)
Biological process (GO): sulfation
Cellular component (GO): cytoplasm
Molecular function (GO): sulfotransferase activity
Source: RefSeq, a predicted model, not a curated record